Molecule: messenger RNA, 1434 nt
Organism: Papilio machaon (common yellow swallowtail)
Lineage: Eukaryota; Metazoa; Arthropoda; Insecta; Lepidoptera; Papilionidae
Gene: Rho1
Product: ras-like GTP-binding protein Rho1
Exons: 2
Coding region: 108-686 (192 amino acids)
Biological process (GO): cell migration; small GTPase-mediated signal transduction
Molecular function (GO): GTPase activity; GTP binding
Source: RefSeq, a predicted model, not a curated record
UUAGUUUUGUUUUACAUGCGGCAACACCGCUUGUGAUGUACAAAGACGAUUAAAAAAGUGUCGAUAGGUCAAUAUUCUGCAGAAAUUAGCCAGAAUCUUCAGGACCGAUGGCUGCGAUACGCAAAAAGCUAGUGAUUGUCGGUGACGGUGCGUGCGGUAAAACAUGCCUCUUGAUCGUAUUCAGCAAGGAUCAGUUUCCGGAAGUGUAUGUGCCGACAGUAUUUGAGAAUUACGUCGCCGACAUAGAAGUGGAUGGCAAACAAGUGGAGUUAGCAUUGUGGGAUACGGCGGGCCAGGAGGAUUACGACCGAUUGCGCCCCCUCUCGUAUCCAGACACCGAUGUAAUCCUGAUGUGUUUCUCGGUAGAUUCCCCCGAUUCUCUUGAAAAUAUCCCAGAGAAGUGGACACCCGAAGUCAAGCACUUCUGCCCCAACGUGCCUAUUAUCCUGGUGGGUAACAAGAAGGAUCUGCGCAAUGACCCGGCCACCAUCAAUGAGCUCCGCAAGAUGAAGCAGGAGCCGGUGAAGCCGCAGGAGGGCCGCGCCAUGGCAGAGAAGAUCAACGCGUUCGCGUAUCUCGAGUGUUCCGCUAAGAGCAAGGAGGGUGUCCGUGAGGUGUUCGAAACGGCGACCCGUGCCGCGUUACAAGUCAAGAAGAAGAAGAAGACCAGGUGUUCUCUGCUGUAAUUGUGCUGUUGUCGGAGGGACUCUGAUUUAUGAAUUGUUCGCAUACUGCCUGUAAACUUACGUUUGAAACGACUCGAACUGUGCAGCAGUGGCGACGCCGGCCACACAGUGCUUCCUUCCGAUACUGACAGCUGACGCCAGCGGCGGCCCGCGCAGCACGCACAUCCACUCAGUAUUCGUGUGGCUAUACUUUCACAAUUGGUACUUGUAUAUUUUAUAGAAUAUCUAUAAAGAGUAAGCGUAAUUGCCUUAACAGAUGCCUCCGGGGCGAGCAAGCCGUGGGGAACUCUUGCCCCGGUGCGCCAACUGGAAUUUUUAGUGCUAUAUUAUCAUGUUAUAUAAUCGAAUAGCAUUUCCUCAGGAUAUAGAUUUAGCCUGGACCGAUAUCACCGAGACUUAAAUUCGGUAUUUUGUAUUUUAAUUUUUCAAUAAAAUAGUGAUGUAUAAAUUGUAGGAUGUUUAUUUGACAUGGAGCACGAGCCCCAAUCUGACUCAUCAAGUGCCUGUCGGCCAGGUCGGGCGCGUCUCGGACACGUCCAUCUCUUAUUGAAUUAGGGCAGUUUUAUUGUAAUCUAUUGUUUGUGUAAAAUUUUAUCUUCCAAAUGAUUACAUUGCAUGCUAAUAUAAUUUAUUAGUAAUAAAGGAACCCCAUGUUUUAACUAUUCUUUUCUAGACUUUUUGACUUUUAUAAAAUUUAAUACAGCAUUUAUAAAUCAAAGGUAUCAAUGGGGAAAAUAUUUAAGUGGAA